This is a messenger RNA of Penicillium bovifimosum, 3504 nucleotides long. RefSeq lists its product as uncharacterized. Lineage: Eukaryota; Fungi; Ascomycota; Eurotiomycetes; Eurotiales; Aspergillaceae. Gene Ontology annotation, molecular function: protein binding. The coding region runs from base 1 to 3504 and encodes 1167 amino acids. The transcript is spliced from 3 exons. The record is from RefSeq and is a predicted model, not a curated record.
AUGCCGCUGGGUCUUCAUGUGCUUUAUUCGCACGUUCUCAGCGGGACGCUUUUGGAUCAGAAUAGUGAUGGUGUCGAUAUCGUCGCAGUCCACGGCUUGGGCGAGAACUCAACAGAGGCUUGGACACACCAUGAAACGGGUACUUUAUGGCUCAGAGACCUUCUGCCACGACGUAUCCAUAACGCACGAGUGCUCACCUUUGAUUAUGAUUCUAGCCCUUCUUUCUUCACUGGACCAGACUUCAUGGACAAAGUUCAGAGCCAUGCGACUACCCUAGUGGCAGACUUGGAGGGCGAGAGGAACUUGGGAAAUGCUUCUAGGAGACCUUUAAUUUUUGUCUGCCACGGACUCGGGGGCAUCAUCGUCAAAAGUGCGCUCGUUCAUUCAGCAAGCCGGACAUCUCAUUUUACUUCACACCUCAAUGCUAUAUAUGUUUCGACCUUCGCGAUCCUGUUCUUUGGAACGCCACAUGAUCACAUCGACGUUGGAAAAUGGCUUACUCUGUUUACAUCGACCACGACAGCUCAUCAGCCAAAGAGAGAACUUAGUAUACCAAACGACAGUACUGCUCAUCCCAUUACCGUGCAUACCUUGGAGGUUGUCACGAACCAAUUUGCUCCACUCAUGAAGAAGGUCCAUAUGUACCUUUUUUGGGAAGGGGUAAGAACACAGCUCGUGAACGGCGCAGAUUUUAUGGUGGACCCAUCGUCUGCUGCUCCUCAUAUGUUUGACGCAGAGAGAUGUGGAAUUCUGGAUUCCAACCAUUCAGAGAUGACCAAAUUCUGCCAAUCCGACUCUGCAUAUCGGACAGUCAUAUCGGCGCUUUUGAAAUAUUGCCACUCGGCGCCAGCAAUUGUUGCAUACCGAUGGAAAGAAGCAAUGGAACAUUUGAUGCGCAUGCGAAGGAGCGAAGCUUCAGAAUUAACUGGUCUGUUGCUUGAAAUCCCGGACAAAAUCCCAUUUUCCACGGAAAGCAAGAAUGACGCCGUUGAUGUCGCUUCGGAAAAUGAACAUUUCAACCCCCCAUGCACUGUUUCCAUGGAUUUUAUAGGCCAAGAGCACAUUAUGGAAGCACUCCAGAAAGCUUUCAAUCCAGAAGAACAGACAUUGUUGUCGAUCAAACAGCAAAAACGAUUUGUCGUCUAUGGGAUUGGUGGUUCUGGAAAGACACAGAUAUCUGCCAAAUAUGCUCAGAACAACCGUCAAUGCUAUUGGGCAAUUUUUACCAUCGACGCAUCUUCCCCCCAAACUGCAAAGCAAUCAUUCUGCAAGAUCGGACGAAUAGGUGGUCUCGAAGCCACCGAGGAUGCUGGCAAACACUUUCUCUCACAAACCCGGAAGACCUGGCUGCUCAUCAUCGACAACGCAGACAAGCCUGAUCUAAACUUUGAAAGCCUUAUAAUACCUGGUGAAAGAGGCCAUAUCCUUGUAACCACACGAAAUCCCAGCCUUCGAAGGAAAGGCAACGUCGGGAAUGUGGAGGUCAAAGGACUUAGAGAAAGAGAAGCUUUCCAGCUUCUGAUGAAAGUUGCAGAUAUUCGCCAGCCCUGGGAUUUGCCUACAGAAACAUCAGGAAAUGAGAUUACCAAGGCUCUAGGCUAUCUAGCCCUCGCAGUCAUUCAAGCGGGCAACUCGAUCUACAACAAAAUCUGCAACCUGAAAGAAUAUCUUACGUUCUACCGACGCUUUCUAGCACACCGGCAGAGAAGAAAGACCUGGCAAAAUAGUGGAGAGUCCGUCGAGCGUAAUGCCGAGAAUGAUGAUAUCUACUCCACAUUUGAUUUUUCUUUCCAAAACAUCGCGUCCAGUAAUACGACUCCCAGCCAAGACGCAGUGGAAGUUCUCAACAUCGUGAGCUUCUAUCACUUUGAUAAUAUACGAAUCGAGAUUUUCGAAAGAGGUAUGAGUCUCGAGCGAAGCCAUCUUCUUCAACCUCCAAUUGCACCACUUCAAGCAGGGUUUGUGAAUGCUCUUAUCAGUCGCUUGAGACCACCUCGGGCACUUCCCAGAAUCCUCAAACAAAGUGCAGAGGAUAUGCAUCCGUUAUGCAUUAGGGAAGCUCUUCGCGAGUUGUAUGCAUCUUCAUUGAUAACAUACGGAUCUGACGAACGAAGCUUCUCAUUACACCCUUUGGUGCAUGCCUGGGCAAGAGACCGCAUACCCCCAAAAGAGAGGAGUCUUUGGGCGAUGGUUUCCUUUCACACACUCAUGGCAUCCAUCCCACUCCCUCCAAUGGAGUCGAGGGAGCCUGAUUUGAGCUUCCGGAGGAGUUUGAUUCCCCACCUCAACGAAUGCCUAGAUGCCUGUCCUAUGGAGUUCAGAGAGUUCUACGGCCUAAGAAUUGGAAGAUAUCGCCGAUUUAUGUUGUUGUUCCAGCCCACUCUAGUGUUCUCAUUUCGAGAAAUGAUCCAAAAUGCCGCUAAGUGCGGGAUUUUGUAUGCCGAGACAGGCGACUUUUCGAAAUCUGCAUAUUAUCUCUUUCUGGCCAAGGAGGCGCUCGUCAAGCUUGUCGGGCCUCACGACGCGAAAACAACGGCCGCCAUGUUGGGCUUAGCCGGCGUCCUCUGGGGCUUGGGGCGAUUAAGGGAAGCCAUAGCUUUGCAAGAACAGGUUGCCAAGUCUCGGCAGCAAGUCUUAGGACCAAAUCACCGUGAAACACUGCUGGCAAUGGAUUCGCUCGGUCAAUCUUUUUGGCUCAACGGACAGUACUGUGAAGCUCUCCAACUUCAGCAACAAACUGCAGAGAACAUGCGAAUUCAUCUUGGCGAAAGAGAUGAAAACACACUCAAGGCGUUAGAUAACUUGGGCGUCACAUUAGGCUCUUGGCACCGCUACACAGAGAGCAGAGACAUUCAUCAGAAAGUAUUGGCAAUUCGAAAACAAACUCGGGACGAGAGCGACUUGGUGGUCCUCGAAACGAAGAAUAAUCUGGCAAUGGCCCUGCUUGAUUUGAAAGAACUCGGCGACGCAAAAUCCCUGAUGGAAGAGGUCUAUAAUGGCCGCAAGGCGCAGAUGGGCAAGGAACAUCCUUACACACUGUGGGCGCUAUGUUAUUUGGCGAAGAUAUAUACGGAAGAGGGGGAGUUACAAAAGGCUGAACAUAUUUUGGUUGAGGGAAUCGCCGCUGGCAAACGGAGCCUUGGUGAGGAUCAUCUUGGGGUUUUGAUGGGCUGUGGAGAGCUUGCUCGAGCUUAUUCUCGUCAAGGGCGUCUCGAUGAAGCUCUGGCACUGACGCUGGCGACUGUCGAUAAGGUCAAGCUUUCUCGAGGCAUUGAGCACCCUGAUUACGCUACUGGGAUGUGGAGUUUAGGUCAGUUAUGGGAGAAAAAGCAGAACCAGGCCAAGGCAAUCAAUGCCUAUCGAAUCGCUUUGGAAGCUACGGAAAAGAGGUUAACAGCAGAGCAUCCGCUCUACAAGAUUAUCUCAGACCGCAUCGUACUCCUGACAGAAAGACAUCACUGCAAUGACUACAAAGAGGCCGCUGUAGCAAUGAUCCAGUCAUAA